GCUGAGGUGUCAUUCACGUGCCACACGUACAAAAUUCGCCCGUGCCGUCCGUCAGCUCUAACCGAUGUGCAGGGUUCUACAGCCGCCCCGCGUGCCCGCGCGCGCCACCUGCUGUGUGGGGCGUUUCCUACGCGCACCGUGGACACGCGACAGCGCUGAGCGCCCGGCGCCUUUCACGAGCCGGGGCGUCCGUGCGCACUGCCGGGCUCUGGGACCGCGGGCGAGCGCUUCGCUGCCCUCCCUGGCACCGCGUCCUCGGCCGCUCCUAUGCGGCGGCGGAAGGAGACUUCCUGGGUGCAGAACAGCGAGACCGGGAGGACCGGGCCGGGGUCCGGGUGUAGGUUUGGGGUGGGAAGGGGGCCGCCCGCAUCCCGCGGGAACCCUUGGUGAGCGGCCCGGCCGGGCUCGCGGAGGCACAGGGACGCCCGCGAGGGUCGGCGGCGCCUGGCUGCGUUGCGCUCCCGGCCGCAGGGGGCGUCCGGAGCGCGGCCCAAAGCCCUCCGCGGGUUGCUAGGCUGCCAUUUGGCGCUAAGAUGGGUGAGGCGCUGAUUGGUGGGGUCUGGACGAGGCGGCUGUCGGGUGUCGCAGCGACUGGGCCACAAAAAGCGUACCCCGGAGCUGUCGUCGCCAAUUGGCCCCGAGAGCACCGGAAAUGCCUGCGCACUGGACAGAAGAGACUGCACUCAAAGGCCGGGGGCACCGCUCAUUGGGCCGACGCUGGAGGCGUGUCUCGGCCCGUUCGGUGAUUGGGCGUGGGCCUAGCAGAGACGGCACGGGCGCGGUGAUUGGACGCUGGGACCCAGCGGCCGCGGCGCGCAAUCCGAGGAAAGUCAGCGCAAGCUGCAUGGGGCGGCGGCGGCGCAGGGUGGACCGGGGAGCCGCGGUCGGGGCCUUGCCCGAGGCCAUCGCCGCGCUGAGUCGGACGCUGCCCGCUGGGCCCAGCCCCGAGAUCUUCCGCCGCGCCAAGUUCGACCGUCCGGAGGCGGCCCCGGCGCUCUGGCAGCUGCUCUUUCGCGUGCUCUCGCCGCUGUCAGCCAACGGCGCCUCGGCGCCCGCAGCCCAGGAGGCCCAAGUCCGAGUGGUGAAGUCGGAGCUGCACUCCCAGGGCUACCCCAGGCGGGCGCUGGCACAGCUCCCUGAGGACGGCUCCCAGGGCAGUCGCGAGCUUCUGCUGGCCUUGGCCUGGCUCCUGGCCCGCGGGCCCCUGCUCGAGCGGCUGCUGGCCCAGACCCGCGUGCGGCUGGGCGACGAGAUACCCCUGUGCGAGUGUGAAGCCCUGGCCAGGCCUGGCCCCCCUGUACCCCGUGUGGAAGCAGAUGGCCCUGUGGACAUACGCCACUUGCAGUGGCUGAUGGGAAAGCUGCGGUUCCAGUGGCGGAAGCUGAUCACCAGUCAGCAGGAGCAGUGUGCCCUCCUGGGCAAGAUCCACUCAUACACCCGCGGCUGCCACAGUGACCGCAGCCUUGGCCACCUGUCUGUUGCUGAGACCGAGCUGCUCAGGGACGCGGAGGGCGGCCAGCAGGUUUCUGGAGGGGUUGCUGGCAGAAGCCCGGAUCGGUGUACCCAAAGAGCCCGCACUCUUGGGAUGGGUCCCAGAAGCUUCUGGAGUGAUCUAUGGUUGCUGUGUGAGUGGCCAGGCGUGCUGCGGAGUAGCUGGACAGUGAGCGUGCUUGACCCUGGAAGGAGCAGUGCCUGUGGCCUGGAUGCACCUCCCCGGUCGCUGCUUCGGAGUCUGGAGAGCGAGAAUGUGCGCCUGGAGGCAGCCCUGCAUUGGAGGCGCCAGGAGCUGGUCUUCUGGCUGUGGAUGGACACAGUCCUGGGCACCUGCCCUCCAGAGGCCUCGCAGCCCACGUUUGUGCCGCGGAUCCCCGAGCGGGGGGCUGGCGAGUGGGAGCUGGUGGCCCGCGAGCUGCAGGCCCUACGGGAGGAGUUGCGGGGAGCCGCGGAGCCCCGGCGGGCAGCCUGGGAGGCCAGGGUUGGAGGCUGGGGGCCUGAGUGGAGUGCGGUGCAGCGGGCCUCACGGGAGGCCGUGGGACUCGAGCUGGCGGCUCUUCAGCGGGCCUGGGAGCGAGGUGGGGCCGCAGCCCAGCCCCACGGGCCCUGCCGUCUGGUGAAGAGUGACGCCGGAGCCUCGGGGGGCCCAGGCCUGCGGGCGGCCCAGGUGAUUGAGGUGCUGAGGAGCCGGGAGGCCUGCCUGGAGGCAGUGCUGUGCCAGCUGCAGAGACAGUGUCGGCAGGAACUGGCCAGGCUGGUGGGAGCCCUGCCCGGCCUCAUCUGGAUCUUGCCACCCGGUCGUUGAGGCCCUGUGCCCGCCUCGAGGGGGACCUGCCCUGACCCGCCCCGGUUGGGCCUCGGAGGGGCAGAUUUCAGGGUGGUGGCAGGGACGACGCAGACACAGGGCCCCAGGCAUGGUCUCCCUGAGCCCUGGGGCUGUCCCCACCUGGGGCAGAGCCCAGCCCCUUGGCUAGUAAUACUGGGGGCAGGCAUGACAGGCCCAGUGUGGAGUCCGUGGGCCCUCAGGACCAAGAGAGGACCCAGAAAUAAGUCGUAGAGACCUCCCUGCGGGGGUGAGGCUCUGUUCUGGCCCUCCCUCUGCCACCCUUCCAGGUUCCUAUCUGGGGCAGGCUGGGGAGGGUCCGGUCCGUGCUCAGGCCCAGGGGAAGGGGACCCUGGGGGGGUGGUUGCCGAAGCUGGGCUGGUCCAGCGCUGCCCAGGUGCUGGUGGGUCAGGCAUGGCCUGCAACACGGCGUGGGGAUCGGGGUCCUUCGGGGGAUUGCCCCGCAUGCCCCCUACACACUGUGCCCCGGGCCCCUACUGCACACCCCGCCCUGUGGGUGCCUGGUGUGUGCGUGGGGGGCAGGGACGCCGGCUGGGAGCCCGGGGGUAGGGGGCUCUGCUCCUCUCCCGGGAGCGGUGCUGGGGGUGAGGGGGAGGCCACUGUGGACAGAGGGGGCUUUGUUCCCGAGACCGGUCGGGGAGCUGGGCUCGGCCCUGACAAAGAGCCAUCUGUGUCUGGGGGAUGCGCCCCCAGCUUGCCGGAACAGGCCCCCUCCAUCCUGGGGGCUCAGCCUCUCGGCACCCCUCACCCAGCAGGCGCAGACAGCCGCGUCCCUGCCUCCCUCGCCAGGCUCCCCUGUCCUAGGGCGGUUGAACCCCAGGCUGCUGCUGGGCGGGCCUAGGGUCCUGUCCUCGGCCUCCUGCUGCCAGCCAGUUCAGGCCCGAGGACACUUCCACGCCUGGGCCCCCGCAAGAACAUUCUCUCACUGGCUCUUCCUGCCUGGCUGGCGUGUUGCUGGUGUUGCCUGGUCUCCGCCAGCCUACCCCCACCCCGACCCCCGUCCCUGGGGGGCGUCGGGUUCUCCCCUCCCCACACGGCCCCCUCCCAGCUCCUCACGUGCUCCAGCUGUGGCCCGGGGCCUGUGGGGCCCCGGCCCUCCACCUGUCGCCUCAGUGUGUGAAGUCACUUCUAGAACCCCUGCCUGCUGGGCCCUCCGCCAUCCUCCUAGCCGCUGGACAGGACCCUUCCUGGAAACAAGUCACUCAAAGCUCCCUGUCCUCUGUGAGUGCCAUUGAGUCAGGACACCCACUGGCCCCCGAGAACGAAUUUUAGAAACCAAAUGCAAACUCAGUGUUCUGGAGCUGUCCCUUCUCAAACUGCUCUGUGGAUCCAAUACAGCCCACUCGAGACCC
Molecule: messenger RNA, 3690 nt
Organism: Herpailurus yagouaroundi (jaguarundi)
Lineage: Eukaryota; Metazoa; Chordata; Mammalia; Carnivora; Felidae
Gene: TEDC1
Product: tubulin epsilon and delta complex 1
Exons: 12
Coding region: 653-2299 (548 amino acids)
Source: RefSeq, a predicted model, not a curated record